This is a messenger RNA of Diversispora eburnea, 2430 nucleotides long. The record is from the annotation of a GenBank genome assembly. NCBI's taxonomy places the organism in Eukaryota, Fungi, Glomeromycota, Glomeromycetes, Diversisporales, Diversisporaceae.
AUGGAUUUCAAUAGACAAGUUCCUGGUGAUACUGUCGAUAAUGCGAGCAAAACUUUACUUUUGACAACCCAACUUGUGACUGCCUCCGCGACGGGCAUAUCUUCGUUUCUUUUAUUUUGUUUUCUUCGAACUCGAUGGAAGGUCAUAUUUGCUCCACGAAGUAGACUUGCUGGGAUUUCUCCUAAACCUUUAGAUCCUUCAUUUUUCGGUUGGAUUGUCCCUUUAUUCAAACUUCCAGAAUCUGAAAUUUUAGAUAAAGUGGGUCUAGAUGCUGUUGUGCUUUUGGGAUUCUUUAGAAUGGCAUACAAGCUUUUCGCAUUUUGUGGUUUAUUUGCUCUAGUUGUCCUUUUUCCAAUUAAGAUUCAUAACUAUUUCCCUGGUAUUGGUGAUCCCGAUAAUGGUGAACCUGGCAAUGAUACCUUUGGAAAUAUCUACGAUAAUACUCCCGAGAAUGAAACACCCGAAUCAUUUGGGUUAUUAUUAUCAUAUCUAUUAUUCACUUGGGUAUUCACGUUAGCAACAUUUUAUUUUACAUUUUAUAACUAUCAAGAAUUUGCGAAAUUUCGUCAUUUAUAUUAUCGUAAAUUUAAGAAUUCAAUUACCGCGAGAUCCGUAAUGGUGACAGUUAUCCCAAAAGAGUUACAAAAUGGUAAAAAAUUAUCAGAAUAUUACGAAUCGUUAGGGUUAGGUCCGGUUGAAAGUGCGGUUGUAUACAGACUUGUAAGAAAAUUAAGGCACGCAAUUGAAAGAAGAACACAUUAUUUGAAAAAAUUGGAAAGCGCAUGUGCAGAUUAUUUGAAUAAUCCAUGCGUGGAUCCGAAUUAUGACCCUGAUAAAUCUCUUAAAGAAUUUGAACAAGAGGAAGAUGCUAACGAUGAAGUUUGGUCUUUUCUUCCUGAAGUUUCAAGAGAACGUCCAACCAUACGAACAGGUUUUCUCCACAUAUUUGGAAAGAAAGUUGAUAAAAUUAAUUAUUUCGCUAGUCGUUUUAAAUUCUUUGAUAAGUUAACGGAAAAAGGUAGACGUGGAGCAUAUACUCCGACUUCAGUUGGACCAUUCAAAUGUACUACCGUUCUUGCACCUGGGCCACGUGAUGUAUAUUGGCAUAAUCUUUCUAUUCGACAACGAGAAAUGUUAACUCGUAGCAUUAUAGUUAAUAUUUCAAUUGUUCUUAUAGUCUUUUUCUGGUCAAUUCCUAUUUUAUACGUUUCAACUUUGUUAGAUAUGGAUACUUUAGAAAAAGUAUUUCCUUGGUUAAAAAGAUUGGCGGAACAAAAUGAAAUAUUGCAAGCUUUUAUUCAAGGAACACUUCCAACUUUAGCGGUAACAAUAUUUUUUGAAAUAGUUCCAAAAAUUAUGAAGUGUGGGCUUCAAGGAUUUCAUGCUCGUAGUACGAUUGAAUUUUCAGCAUUUUCCAAACACUUUCUUUUCUUAUUGGUAAAUUAUCUUUUGGUAUUCACUAUUGGAGGAACUAUUAUUAAUACACUUGGAGAUAUAAUAAUAGAUCCAACAGGGCUUCCAUAUAAGCUAGCGACAACCUUGCCUCGGGUUGCUCACUUUUUCGUUAACCUUGUUGUUUUUCAAGGAAUUGGUUUACUUCCAGUUCAUUUGUUGCAGAUGGGUGAUAUUAUUGUUGCAUGGGCGAAUCGUGUAUUCUUUGCGAAAACACCUCGAGAAUACGCAGAAGCCAAUUCACCACCAUUCUUAGAUUAUGGUGAAGAAAUCAUUGUUGGACUUUAUAUAUAUCAAACAUUGAUGAUUGGAUAUUUAUCCAUGAGGAAAUGUUACGUUAUGGCAGGCAGUUUAGUUCCUAUUCUCGUUUGUACAGCUAUAUAUUAUUAUUAUGUUAAUGCAGCAUAUGAUCGAAUUGCAGCUUUUGUCCCUUUGCAAAGUUUAAGGGAGGAAGAAAAUAUAUUACCAACAAAUUCAAAAGAAGAUGUUACGGAUGUUUUGGAAGAUGAUCUAUAUCACGCUGCACCAGAUUUAUAUACCGAUUAUAGUCAACCACCAAUGACUUUAUACAAGGGUGUGCUUAAUACUGGAAUGCAAAAUUAUGGACCACCUGCUUUGGUUGGAAUACUUCCUUGGCUAUGGCUUCCAGUUAAAGGAACCAUACCAGAUGAACCAGAAAAUCCGGGAUUUUUCAGACGAUUAUUGGGUAUGAAUAAAAAAGCCAAUACACAAAUUGUAGAUAGGACAAUAGUUGAAGAGACUGAACCAUUAUUAGGCGAUAGAUCUGUUGAAUCAACAAUUAUCGACAAUAAUAUAAGAAAUCGAUCGGUAUCUGAAUCUUCUCAAUUAUCUCAUCAAAGAAUUAAUGCAGAACAUUUAAAGAAUCAGAACGAUCCUCAAAAUCUACAUGGGAUUUAUUACACUCAUCCCGAAGAUUCUCAACUAGGAAGUGAUGUUGCAAGUGGGUCUAAUAAUUAA